AUGAGAAGGCCUGGGCGAAGCGAGCCCCCCGAAUCAACCGGAGUAGGCGGCUCGAGCUUAGUGGCGGUGAUGCGGUGGGGAGGCCACUGCGUAGUUACCCUUGAAAAGCCAAGAACGGCUGCCCUGAUGGAACCUGGUCUGCGAGUGAAGGGGCGCAGGCGAAAAGAGCCGAGGCCGCGAGGAAAUCAGCGCCGACCUGGAGGGAAGGAGCGCCCGUCCUUCCUCAAGCGGGCGUCUUCCCCUCACGCGCGCUCAGGGACACUCCGCAGGCUCGCCCGCUGGGCCUGGGCCGGAGUCGCGCAGCAUCCCUGCCCGCGAGAAUCGGACGUUGCUGACUUUGAUGGCCGAAGCUCCCUACUCUACAGGUUCAAUCAGAAGCUGAUGAGUACUCUCAAAGAUGUGAUUUCCCUGAAGUUCAAGAGCAUGCAAGGAGAUGGGGUCCUCUUCCAUGGAGAAGGACAACGGGGAGACCACAUCACCCUGGAGCUCCAGAGAGGGAGGCUCGCCCUGCACCUCAACUUGGAUGACAGCAAGCCUCGUCCCAGCAGCAGCGCGCCCUCGGCCACCCUGGGGAGCCUCCUGGAUGACCAGCAUUGGCACUCCGUCCUCCUGGAGCGAGCUGGCAAGCUCGUGAACUUCACCGUGGACAGGCACACACAGCACUUCCGCACCAGGGGCGAGGCGGAUGCCUUGGACAUUGACUACGAGCUUAGUUUUGGAGGAAUUCCAGUGCCAGGCAAACCUGGGACCUUUUUGAAGAAAAACUUCCAUGGAUGUAUUGAAAACCUGUACUACAAUGGAGUAAACAUAAUUGACCUGGCUAAAAGGCGAAAACACCAGAUCUAUACUGUGGGCAAUGUCACUUUCUCCUGCUCCGAACCACAAAUUGUUCCCAUCACAUUUGUCAACUCCAGCAGCAGUUAUUUGCUGCUGCCUGGUACUCCCCAAAUUGAUGGGCUCUCAGUGAGUUUCCAGUUUCGAACCUGGAACAAGGAUGGUCUCCUUCUGUCCACAAUGCUCUCUGAGGGCUCGGGGACCCUGCUGCUGAGUCUGGAGGACGGAACCCUGAGACUGGUGAUUCAGAAAACGACAGGACGUGCAGCUGAAAUCCUCACAGGAAGGGACUUGAAUGACGGCCUGUGGCAUUCGGUUAGCAUCAAUGCCAGACGGAACCGCAUCACUCUCACGCUGGAUAACGAUGCGGCAUCCCCGGCUCAGGACACCAGCAGGAUGCAGAUUUAUUCUGGAAAUCGCUACUACUUUGGAGGGUGCCCUGACAAUCUCACCGAUUCCCAAUGUUUAAAUCCCAUUAAGGCUUUCCAAGGCUGCAUGAGGCUCAUCUUUAUUGAUAACCAGCCCAAGGACCUCAUUUCAGUUCAGCAAGGUUCCCUGGGGAAUUUUAGUGAUUUACACAUUGAUCUGUGUGGCAUCAAAGACAGGUGCUUGCCGAACUACUGCGAGCACGGAGGAACCUGCUCCCAGUCCUGGGCCACCUUCCACUGUGACUGCAGCAACACCGGCUACGUCGGGGCCACCUGCCACAACUCCCUGUAUGAGCAGUCCUGCGAGGUGUACAGGCACCGAGGCAACGCCGCGGGCUUCUUCUACGUUGACUCCGACGGCAGCGGGCCCCUGGGGCCUUUCCGGGUGUUCUGCAACAUCACAGAGGACAAGAUCUGGACGUUGAUGCAGCACAACAACACAGAACUGACCCGUGUGCGAGGCGCCAACCCUGAGAAGCCCUACUCCAUGACCUUGGACUAUGGGGGCAGCCUGGAGCAGCUGGGCGCGGUGAUCGACGGCUCCGAGCACUGUGAGCAGGAGGUAGCCUAUCACUGCAGGAGGUCGCGGCUGCUCAACACUCCAGAUGGGACUCCAUUGACCUGGUGGAUCGGGCGGUCCAAUGAAAGGCAGCCCUACUGGGGAGGCGCCCCUCCCGGAGUUCAGCAAUGUGACUGCGGCCUGGAUGAGAGCUGCCUGGACAUUCGGCACUUUUGCAAUUGUGACGCUGACAAGGAUGAAUGGACAAAUGAUACUGGUUUUCUUUCCUUCAAAGACCACUUGCCUGUCACUCAGAUAGUUAUCACUGAUACGGACAGAACAAACUCAGAAGCGGCUUGGAGAAUUGGUCCCUUGCGUUGCUAUGGCGACCGACACUUUUGGAACGCGGUGUCAUUUUAUACAGAAGCCUCUUACCUCCACUUUCCUACCUUCCAUGCGGAAUUCAGCGCUGACAUUUCCUUCUUUUUUAAAACCACGGCUUUAUCUGGAGUUUUCCUAGAAAACCUUGGCAUUAAAGAUUUCAUCCGACUGGAAAUAAGCUCUCCUUCUGAGAUCACUUUUGCCAUUGAUGUUGGAAAUGGUCCCACAGAGCUCAUAGUCCAUUCUCCUUCUCCUCUGAAUGACAACCAAUGGCAUUAUGUCCGGGCUGAGAGGAACCUCAAGGAAACCUCACUCCAAGUGGACAACCUCCCGAGGAUGACCAGGGAGGCCUCAGAAGAGGGCCAUUUCCAGUUACAGCUCAACAGCCAGCUGUUUGUAGGGGGAACAUCAUCAAGACAGAAAGGCUUCCUAGGAUGCAUACGCUCCUUACACUUGAAUGGGCAAAAGCUGGACCUGGAGGAGAGGGCGAAGGCCGCCUCUGGAGCUCGGCCGGGAUGCCCGGGCCACUGCAGCAGUUACGGCAGCAUCUGCCACAAUGGGGGCGAGUGUGUGGAGAAGCACAGUGGAUACUUCUGCGAUUGCGCCAGUUCACCAUAUGAAGGGCCCUUUUGCAAGAAAGAGGUUUCUGCUGUUUUUGAGGCUGGCACUUCAGUGACUUACAUGUUUCAAGAACCCUACCCAGUGACCAAGAAUGUGAGCCUCUCUUCCUCAGCGAUUUACGUGGAUGCAGCCCUAGCCAAAGAAAACAUUGCAUUGAGCUUUGUGACAGCCCAGGCACCCAGCCUCUUGCUGUAUAUCAAUUCUUCUUCUCAGGACUUCCUGGCUGUCCUGCUCUGCGAGAAUGGAAGCUUACAAGUUCGCUACCAGCUAAACAAGGAAGAAACCCAUGUAUUCACCAUCAAUACAGAGAACUUUGCCAACAGAAGACUGCAUCACUUGAAGAUUAUCAGAGAGGGCAGAGGGCUUACCAUUCAG
Messenger RNA from Odocoileus virginianus texanus, 3138 nucleotides. NCBI's taxonomy places the organism in Eukaryota, Metazoa, Chordata, Mammalia, Artiodactyla, Cervidae. The record is from RefSeq and is a predicted model, not a curated record.